GCAGAGAAGAUCGACGCGCCGACAUGUAACGGACAUGGACAGAAGCUGCUAAACACCAAGUUAACAGAGAAAAGCGAACAGAGAGAUUAAAACGUGGAACAACUGAUCCACCAUUCAACAGUUUUCACAACUCAACUUUCUGGCAAAGAUCCACAGAUGUCGGAGAGGACGACAGAGAAACAGUGACGGCAGAGAAGAUGGCGGGUAAUGUUCAGGACCAUCAUCACCCGGGUCUACAAACAUGGGUGGUACAGAUAUGAGAUAUCGUCCAGCAUCAGAUCCGGCUGCCAGAUUUGCCUCAGCACUCGGUUCAUUCAGUGUCGAUGAAUCAGGCUGGAUUCUGGGGCCUCAGCCACCAGCUGUGCCAGAUCUGGACCAGAGCUGGGCCGACAGAAUCAGGCUCAGUGAGUCUCACCUGAACCUGAACAUCACUCAGUCAGAGUUCAGGCAGCAGAGCGUCCUCAGAACUCUGAAGCUCUAAAACACUGAAGAUUUUCACCUGGACAGUUUUAAACUAUAUCUGAGAGUAAAUGUAAAGAGCAGCAGCCUGUGGAUGUCUGCUUUAUCAGUAGGUUUAUCAGAGGACAGGAGAAGAAAAUACCAGCGGGACUCGUCCUGGUCUCAUCUGUCUGGAUGUUUAUGAGGACAGGAGGCUGAAUGUCCACCAGGCUGAGUCAAGUCUUUUUAUUUUGGGCUCAAUGGAGUUCAAGAUAUUUGAUUUUUUACAGUUUCCUUUUGAAGAAAGACAAAUAAAUGUCCUACAGAGGGACGAGUGACGCUAACAGACCUGGACAUCGUCUCUGAGGACGGGACAGACAGAAGUUUGUCUUUCAGGAUGGUUUCUAUCUUUGUUUAUGAAGUCAAACAGGAGUCUGUCAGACAUGAUUCAAAGAGUAAAAACAACUGGACAACUUCUCAUUUUGUUUCCGACUGAAGCUUCUCUUUAGACGACGUCUUCGUGCUGAUGUUGGACCGUCCUGAAUGUCUGAAGCUGAUCCAGGAUCAGAUUGGAAACAUCUGGAUUAACCUCUAAUCUCUGACCCAGGUUUGACACAUCCUAGAAGCAGAAGACCAAUGAGGUGAAUCUUCUCCAUCGUUUCCAUUCGAUCAUUCAUGUACAUGGUGUGGUUUGAUUAAAGCCACCAGAGAUGAAAAAAGGUCGUCUUUCAGCCGGAGAAUGGCGCUGAGCGAAGCAGGUCACAAAGCGGAUCAGUGAGGUGGACACAUCACACAUCGCUGACGGCAGGCAGACGUGAUGCUCGUGUGUCGCGCCCUGCUGCUCACCUGGGCGCUGCUCACCUGGGCGCUGCUCGCUGCCGCAGUCCGAAGCCAGAGCUGGAGACCCUGUACAGGUUUCACGGCGUUAACCAACACACUGAUCUGUUUCUCCUCAGACCUGCUGCCUCUGGACCUGCUGGCCAGAGCGCUGCCGGGCCCGGGACAAGCCCCGCCCACGCAGGUGCAGAUGGUUCAGUCCAAAGGGUCCAGAGGGCUCCGUUUGGCCGGCGCCAUGGUGGCAGCGCUGAGUUUCCCUUCCUCCCUGAUCUUCACCAACUGUGACUACUUCCCUGCUGAGUUCUCAUUGGUCGCCACCAUCAAGACACCGAGACUGAGACAGAAGAGGAAUGAGUACAUCUUCUCUGUGGUGGAGGAGGGCUCUGAUUCGCUGCUGCUUGGGCUACGCGUCUCAGAGAACCGCCUCCAUUUUGUUGCAAUGCCCCCCGAUGCUGGUGGGCGGAGUCGGCUGGUCUUUAAAGAUGUCGAACUGGAUGAUAACCGCUGGCACACGUUGGUUCUGGCUGUCACCGGACUGUACGCCACACUGACUGUCGACUGUGGACUGCCUCUGGAGCUUAAACAGAUCCAGCCCUUCCCCAGCACUCUGAGCACCAGAGGGUCCAGGUUCUUCAUCGGCAGCAGGAGGAGGAUGAGGGGACGCUUCUCUGGUUUACUGCGACAGCUCGUCCUGCUUCCUGGUUCAGAUGCAACGCCCAGACUGUGUCCGACCUCUGACCCCAGCCUGGCCGAGCUGUCCGUCCCCCAGGUCCUGAAGUCCACCCCUCUGCGGCCCGACCGCCACGGGCCAGUUUACCCGUACGAGGCAGAGGCCAGAGUGACUCUGGGAAAUCCUCCUCCAUGUUCAGGACCAGAACAGGGUCAGCUGUGGUUCAACGCUCAGAAGAAAGGUCUGUUCAUCUGUGACGGACUCGGCUGGAGCACACUGCUGCAGAAUAAGGAGCGUUUGGAUUACGUGGAGGACUACCAGGACCUGUACACCAGCUCAGAGACCUUUGACGUCGAGGUCUUCUCCAUCCCGUCUGAAGGCCUCUUCAUGGCUGCAGCCAACAGGGACUCUCGGCCCGGUUCUGGUAUCUACAAAUGGAAGGACGGGUCGUUCCAGCUGUACCAGAACAUCAGCACUCAGGAGGCUCGAGCCUGGAAACAUUUCACCAUCGACAACAAGAUUUUCCUGGUGGUGGCGAACUCCCGGGAGUCCGAGCCCGAGCUGUCAAUCAUCUAUAAGUGGAAUCAGCGGCGGCGGCGUUUCCUCCGUCACCAGAAUCUGGAGACUCACUCAGCUGUGGACUGGGAGGCCUUUCACAUCCACAACCACAGCUUCCUGGUGGUAGCCAAUCACAGACGAGCCAGAGACUCAAACCACAACAUCCACAGUGUGAUCUACAGGUGGGACCCAAACACCAAGCUGUUUGAGGUGAAUCAGACUCUGUCCACGUCCGGAGCGUACGACUGGGAGUUCUUCUCCGUCGGCCCGUACCACUUCCUGGUGGUCGCCAACACCUUCGACGGUCGGACCACCACCAUCAGCUCCACCGUCUAUGUCUGGUUGGACGGCUGCUUCCGGACCUUCCAGAGCAUCCCGACGGUGGGAGCGACGGACUGGGAGACAUUUCAGAUCGACGGCAGGUUCUUUCUUGCCGUCGCCAACAGUCAGAAGGUUUCAGACCGCGGCCCGAGUCUCUACACCAUCAACUCCACCGUGUACGAGCUCAACACCUUCACACAGACCUUCAUCCGCUUCCAAGACAUCCUCACACACAGCGCUGUGGACUGGGAGUUCUUCACCAUCGGAGAGGAGAAGUUCUUGGUUGUUGCAAACUCUCACGAUGGCAGCUCGUACUCUCUGAACAGUGUCGUCUACAGGUGGCAGGGUUACGAGGGCUUUGUUCCGGUUCAUAGCCUGCCGACGUUCGGCUGCAGAGACUGGGAACACUUCAACACUGAUGAAGGCUCCUUCCUCAUCUACUCCAGCGCCACCUCCAGACUCAGCAAGGUCUUCAAACUCAGGACCUACUGAAUCAAACUACAUCCGACAGCUCAAGCAUCAAACUCAGAACCUGAUGAAGAAUGCACAGCCUUCAACCAGCUCCUCAAUCUGCAAAACCACUUUCUUUUUCAGAACUGAGUCAAGUCUUCAGAGGUCCAGCUCAGAUUUUGCAUCGGCUUCGUCCUCUUCAGGGCUCAAACACAAAAACAGUUUAUAAAAGCGUCAGGUCAUGUUAAGCUCUCCUGAAAAGGUGCAAAGAGAAACUGCUUGAUGAGAGAAAAUGUUUUAUUAAAUGAGAGUGUCAUAAAUUAUCAUCAGCUACACAAAGAUCCAGCACAAAAUCUAGUGUGGUUCUUCACUCACAUUCAGGUUCUGCAGCCAAGUUCUGGUCUGUAUUUAUGGCUCAAGUGAAGUUUUGGAUUUGAAGUUUUUAUCAUGUUGUAAAAAGUGAACAUCUUCUCAUCUAAAGUUCCUGAAGACCGUUUCUGUUUGAAACGACGUGUUGACUGAAUCCAACGUAAGCUGCUGCUCAGCGAUGUGAAGAAGAAGAAGAAGAAGAAGAAGAAGAAGAAGAAGAAGAAGAAGAAGAAGAAGAAGAAGAAGUCACACUGAGUGAUAUUUGUGUCAUGUCUUCACAGUUUGCUGUAUCUCUCCUUUAUUUUCCGUCAUGACCAACAACUCCUUCAGGGCUCGACCACAUCAAAGCUAAAAAUAGAAACCAUAAUUUAAUUCUUUGUUGCACUUUUCUUUAAGGUGGUUUACAAGAAGUCACGUCAAGCAUCGCUGAUGAGUGCAGUGAAGAGGAAAACUUCACAAAACCCCAGUGGGCCGGCCAUCAUCGGCAUUAACACAAAGACCCAGUCCAGAAUCUGAGCAGGUGGUAAACAGACACUGAGCAGCAGGGUGGAGCUGGUCUCACUUUCAGCCCUGAAGUGUAACGAAGCAGAUUCACCAGACUCAGCAGCAAAAGGUCAGAACCUCUAAUGUGACACACUGAUCCGAUAAAGACCCUCCUCGUCAGUAUAGUCUAUGAGGAACGACCUUAUAGAUGAACUCUGCAGUCACAGCGCCUGAAACCAAAGAAACAAAUGUAUGAUUUCUAUCUGUGUCCCUUCUGUAGUCUCAGGAUCGUCUUCCUCCCGACUCUCAUUAUGACGCUGACUAUGAGUCUGUGGCCGCUUUAAAGAAACAUGUUGACAUUAGUGAAGCUUCAUUCACCAGAGAACAACACAGCACAGUCCAUAAUGUUCUUUAAAAUGACUUGUGCUGGAAGCUUGUGCCCACCUGAAGUGUGACUUGUUGGACAAGUUAGUAGAGUUUACAGUAACAUGCUGGUGCCAGCCCACAACGACCAGGUCCUGGUCCUGGUCCUGGUCCAGACACAUCCUGCUGCUGCUGCAGUUGUAACGAUGCUCAUAACUAAAGCUUGUUGUGUCGUGCUUCACUGUUAAAAAUCCCAAAGAGACGAUCUUCUGACAGCAGCUGUGAGCUGGUUUGUUUCAGAAUAUGGAAAAUGAACAUCAUAAUCAUGUUACAGAAGCUGGACAGAAAUGGACUUCUGCUAGCUCGCUAUGUUAGUAGCUUAUGUAUGUAGCUUACUCAUGACGGAACAGAAAAUCUGAAAACAAACCAUGUGCUAGUUAGCGAGUUAGCUAGCCCAGGUGCUAACUGAACGGUAAGUUCAGAGACGUGUUUGUUCUCUCAGCGGCCGACUGACAAGCAGUUUGAACUUUGACAGCUUCAGUGAAACUGGAUGUUGACGCAGCCGUCAGCUACAGCCGCUUCCUCCAUUUUGUGUCCUCGGCUGUCGGUCCACUCAGAGCUCAGAUCUGUCAGGACGCUUUGUUCUGAAUCAGAUCACUGAUUCCUCAGAAAUGAGCUGAUUUGUGUCCAAUUUUUUUUUUUUUAAACCGUCUGCAAAGCAGAAGUGACUGAAUUAUUAACACUGUUUUUCUUUAAGAAUUAUUUAACUUUAGAUCUUUAUAAAUAUAAGUAACUGAUAAGCUAUGAUGACAAUCAGACCUGCUGUAGAAAAUAUUAAUUAAAGGGUUUUUAUUUGUCCUCCGACUGCUUCUGGCUGAAACUGAACAUUAUUGAUUUGUUAUGAAAACAUAACGUGUCUGUUCUUAAUGUUCAUAUUGUUCCACCACUGCAGACAAUAAUGGACCAUCAGGUGUCUUUCAAAGUAUAUCUGUAUAAUUUAUUAUAUUUGUGUUGUGUUUCUAUAUAAAUGGUAGGCUGCAGUGCAGAAGAUGUGUUUUGGAUAAUGAUAUAUCAUUUUGAUUCUUAUUAGUUAUCUGAAGAAAAACAUAUUUCAGAGAGUGGUUGUCUACUGUUUGUA
This is a messenger RNA of Acanthopagrus latus (yellowfin seabream), 5627 nucleotides long. RefSeq names its product thrombospondin-type laminin G domain and EAR repeat-containing protein-like. The record is from RefSeq and is a predicted model, not a curated record. Bases 1256 to 3316 code for a protein of 686 amino acids. The transcript is spliced from 19 exons. Gene Ontology annotation, biological process: signal transduction. NCBI's taxonomy places the organism in Eukaryota, Metazoa, Chordata, Actinopteri, Spariformes, Sparidae.